CACAGAAUAGGGUCCCCCGGAGCCGGCCUUCCCAGGGGUGGUGGGGGAGGAGGCCUGGGCCUGCGGGCCACGAGCAGUCGGGGAUCCACUGGCGGGCAGGACAGAGCACAGGGCCAGGCGCGGGCGGCGGCGCGAGCUGGGCGGGUGAGCCCAGCGCUCCCUCCUUAUGGCCCGGAGCCGGCCGCGGAGGCGGCGGCGGCGCUGACAGGCUCGGGGCGGGGCGGCCGGGGGCCUUGGGCCCAGGGGAAGAUGAGCGCCCUCCUAGAGCAGAAGGAGCAGCAGGAGAGGCUGCGGGAGGCCGCGGCCUUGGGGGACAUUCGGGAGGUGCAAAAACUGGUGGAGAGCGGGGUGGAUGUGAACUCCCAAAAUGAGGUCAACGGCUGUCAUUCUUUUUCAUUUCUUUGGGACAGGACCUGUUUACACUGGGCAUGUAAACGCAACCAUGGGCAGGUGGUCUCUUACCUACUAAAAUCAGGAGCUGACAAAGAGAUUCUUACCACGAAAGGAGAAAUGCCAGUGCAAUUAACAUCCAGGAGAGAAAUCAGGAAGAUUAUGGGAGUGGAAGAAGAUGAUGACGACGAUGACCUCCCCCAGAUAAAGAAGGAGUCAGAACUGCCCUUUGUUCCCAACUAUUUGGCCAACCCAGCCUUCCCUUUUAUCUAUACCCCCACAGCAGAAGAUUCAGCCCCACUGCAGAAUGGGGGCCCAUCCAUACCCCCAGCGUCACCCCCUGUGGAUGGCUCGCCUCCAUUGCUGCCCCCUGGGGAACCCCCACUGUUAGGGGCCUUUCCCAGGGAUCACACCUCUUUGGCACUGGUUCAGAAUGGUGAUGUUUCUGCCCCCUCUGCCAUACUCAGAACACCAGAAAGCACAAAACCGGGUCCUGUUUGCCAGCCACCAGUGAGUCAGAGCCGCUCCCUGUUCUCUUCUGUUCCAACCAAGCCACCUGUGUCUCUAGAGCCUCAAAACGGGACAUAUGCAGGACCAGUGCCGGCAUUCCAGCCAUUUUUCUUCACUGGAGCAUUUCCAUUUAAUAUGCAAGAGCUGGUACUCAAAGUGAGGAUUCAGAACCCAUCUCUUCGAGAAAAUGACUUCAUUGAAAUUGAACUAGACCGACAGGAGCUCACUUACCAAGAACUGCUCAGAGUGAGUUGCUGUGAGCUGGGUGUUAAUCCAGAUCAAGUGGAAAAGAUCAGAAAGUUACCCAAUACUCUGUUAAGAAAGGACAAAGAUGUUGCUCGACUCCAAGAUUUCCAGGAGCUGGAACUGGUUCUAAUGAUAAGCGAAAAUAAUUUUCUGUUCAGAAAUGCUGCAUCCACACUGACUGAGAGGCCUUGCUACAACAGGAGAGCUUCAAAAUUGACAUAUUAAUGCAGCGGGACUUCAUCACUGAGUAUUGUGACAGUGUCACCUCUGGGCCAAGGACAAGCCAUUGAUCCAAAAGCCUCGGAUGCCCACCAGGGCCCCUGGUGCCACUGGGUAGUUAGUGUACACUAACACAUCAUCCUGUUUCAGCAGGUGGGAGCCCCUGACCCCCCAGCAGCGGUGCCAUUCUUCCAAGCCUCUUGGUGCACAAUAAACCUACUGCUGAAUCUUUGAACAGCUGAGAAGUAGUCUGGAGAGGCAGAAGCUGGAGGUUCCUCAGUCAGUGUUUUAUGUGCAGAAUCUAGAGAGUUGUCGAAGCUGAGAGAGCAGACGUAUUUCUAGCUACUCCUGUUGACAGUGCACCUGACGGGCCGGUGCACUUUUCUUGGUGUUGCAUGCUCAUGAUGCUCCUGAAAUUGUGAACUGACUAGUGAGAAAGACUGGGGAAAGCACAGGUACUGGGCAAAGGAAUUUUGGUGUGACUUGUGGCUGUGAGGUUUCAUUAAUAUAUUUAUAAAUGUUACUCAGGUUUAAAGUACUUAAGAAUACAGUUACCUAAUUGUAAAUAGGCUGUUAACCAAAAGAGCUUCCCCUCCCCCACCUUUGUUUUGUGAGCACUCACGCUGCGGCUGUCUCCCCAGUCAUCUCUGCAUUUCCUCCCCUCCACAGUCACUAGAGGGCUCUCUGAUGCUUUCCAAAAAGCCACUGCGUUUUUAUUCUGAGGCUGCCCCUGUCAUCCGUGUGUUUAAUUGCACCGUUCAAGAGCACAAACAUCGCUGGUCCAUGUUCGCCACUCAUUUCCCACCAGAAAUGAAAAGCAAUUUUUGAGUCUGAAUCUGUUGCUGUUUUCAAGGUUAUUGUGGGAAACUGAACUAAAGGAGUUAGCAUCUUUAUUUUUGUAUCAAAGAUAAAGGUUAUUUUGGAAUUAUUAGGAUUUUUACAUAACUCUGAAAUCUGUUGCUUUUGUAACAAAUUGUCGAUCUUAGGAACGCCCCCUACUACCACCACUAAUCCACUGGACAAAGUUAGUUGUGAGCCUGCCAGACUUAAAAACAGAGCACCCGAUUAAACUCUGAAGAUGGCAUAAGAAUUUUUUCUAAGAGUGCAUUCAAGGAAUCUUUCCCUUUUAUUCAGCAUCAUUAAAGUAAAAAAGAAAUGCCUCUGUUUCAUUGAAACAAACAGCUGACCUUGGAAAUAUGACCUAGCCCACACAGACUAAUGAGAGAGCAGGGGGUUGAAGGCAGCUGUUGAGGAGCAUCCCCGCUGUCUUAAGAAGCUUUCUCCCCAUAGUGCCUAUAGUUUCCAAAGAAACUUCCUCACUGUAUUAACUCAAUUUUAUUAGAACACUGCAAUUGAUGCGCAGAAGGUGUCAGAGGAAAUGAAUGUUUUGCUAAGAUAAUGGCCUCCCGCUGCUGCCUAAAUGCUGAAAUGAGGUUGAGGUGUUCUUCAAGGCCAACUCCACGAAGUCACUGUGCAGUGACUUAAUUGUACCCCCUCCCCCACAGCUGGUGACUUACCUUUGUAGAGUGUUUGCAUAGCAGAGUGGAGGUCAUCACCCCCUUUCUCCCAAGUGCUUUAAUGAAGAAACUUACCUUGUGUUUCGACCAAUCAGAAAUUACUUUAUCUAAAUGUACUAACCUUUUUUUUUUUGUUUUUGCUUUUGAAAAACUUAGAGUUUACUGAUACAAUUAAGUGUGGUUCUAUCUUGGAAGAAAUAAAUUCAGUAUUAAUUCAUGUCUAAAUGAGUGAGGUUGAAACUCUUUCAGCCACCCUGUUUGAUGAGAUCUCAGAAGCUGUGGAGGCCUAGCUGGGAGCUGGUCUAAAAGGUGUACUCAGAAGCAGGGGAUCAGGGUCUUGGUGUCUGGGGUGGCUGUUCCCUUGCACUAGUCCCUCUGCUCCUUUGCUGAAGCCCUCUCUGGUCAGUGCCUCUGGCAGUGGGGUAGGGUGUGACUGCACAGUUACUGUUAGGUGAGUUUGAAGUCUUAAUCUAUGCAUUCAGAGAAAUAUUUUUAUAUGUUUUGUGUAAUUUAUAACAAGUUUUUUGUUUUAUUUGUUUUUUUUUUUUUAGCUUUGUUAACUAAAUUCACCUCUUUUCCUCCAUUGCAUAUUUAAAGCAUGUGUUCACAGUGUGUGUAAACAUUCACAGGAGACCUUUUUCUUUGUGCGUUGCUGACUCUUCAAACAUAACAGGUAUUAUUAAAAUUAAAUAUUAACUGACAA
This is a messenger RNA of Nannospalax galili (Upper Galilee mountains blind mole rat), 3585 nucleotides long. RefSeq names its product ankyrin repeat domain 40 (gene Ankrd40). Gene Ontology annotation, molecular function: protein binding. Bases 250 to 1371 code for a protein of 373 amino acids. The record is from RefSeq and is a predicted model, not a curated record. NCBI's taxonomy places the organism in Eukaryota, Metazoa, Chordata, Mammalia, Rodentia, Spalacidae. The transcript has 5 exons.